Penicillium cosmopolitanum is the source of this 225-nucleotide messenger RNA. RefSeq lists its product as uncharacterized. The transcript has 2 exons. Lineage: Eukaryota; Fungi; Ascomycota; Eurotiomycetes; Eurotiales; Aspergillaceae. The record is from RefSeq and is a predicted model, not a curated record. The coding region runs from base 1 to 225 and encodes 74 amino acids.
AUGAUUGGUAUCCCUGUCUUGUACUUUUCCCCCCGGUUGAACACCGUAGUCAAUCUCCGGAUCGAGACAAGGUUUGCCAAAUACCAGGCUUCCCGGUGGUGGGCCUGUGUGGACAUCGGGCACUCGACUCCAGGCCCCGUCACUGGCUCAUCCAAUAUCCUCAACGCCGCUCAAGUGCUUCACGUCUCCAUCCACCAGCCGAUCUCGGGAUUCUUGGAGGUCUGA